Molecule: messenger RNA, 2520 nt
Organism: Vicia villosa (hairy vetch)
Lineage: Eukaryota; Viridiplantae; Streptophyta; Magnoliopsida; Fabales; Fabaceae
Product: transcription factor GTE7-like
Exons: 4
Coding region: 255-1856 (533 amino acids)
Molecular function (GO): protein binding
Source: RefSeq, a predicted model, not a curated record
UCUCUUUCUCGCUCAGAUUAGGGUAAUCGAAAUUCCAAACCCUACACGCUCUUUUUCUCUCCGUCGCUUCUCUCUCUAGAUCCAGAAGUCGUCUCUCCGCCGGUGGCGCGUGAGGUUUCCAAACGGCGCGUAGUGCUCUCACCUGCGCGUGAUCGUACGAGCUCAUUCUAUUCAUGUCCUGUACGAUCCGCAUUGGGAAUUUCAUGCCGGAGAUUCGCCGGAGUCUCACCGGUCGGCCUUGAUUCUGCAUUUACAUGGCAUCCGCAGUCCUAGCCAAUCGUAACGAACCUAACUGGCCGCAGCAUAGAGGCGGUGGAGCAGGAUUCAUGGGUAAAGUUUCUUACGCUAACCCUAACCCUAAAUUUGGUAACAAUAAUAAGAGGACUCAAUCGCCAUCUGAUGAUGCUUCCUCAAUCAACCGGCGAUCCAAUGAUGUGGUUGCUAAUCAUUCACAAUACCUUACCUUCAAUAUCGCUUCGUACACCAAGACAGAGCUCAACGAGCUAAAAAACCGUCUUGUGUCGGAGCUUGAACAAAUUCGACAGUUCAAAAUUCGAAUUGAAUCAGGUGAUUUUAAACCCAGACCAAGCCACAACGGUGUUGGUCCCCCAAAGAAAUCGAGUAGCAAGAAGGUCUCAGGCAACAAACGGCCUUUUCCGUCGAGGGAAUUGAAGAGAUCACAGCCGGAGGUUGCGGACCUGAUGAAGGCUUGUGGUCAGAUUUUGAUGAAGCUUAGGAAAAAUAAAAGCAGUUGGAUCUUUAACGAUCCUGUUGACGUCACGGCUUUUGGAAUUCACGAUUAUUUUGAAAUAAUUAAGCAUCCAAUGGAUCUGGGAACUGUAAAGACUAAACUCGCCAAGAAUGCUUACUCUUUGCCAGAGGAUUUUGCGUACGAUGUGCGGUUGACAUUUAACAAUGCAUUGACCUACAAUCCGAAGGGUCACGAAGUUAACACUGUGGCGAUGGAGUUACUUAUGAAGUUUGAGGAGCUUUAUCGUCCGAUACAUGAGAAAUUUGAAGAACGUGGUUUUGAUGAUGAAUUGCAGGCCAGUUCAUGGAACCGUGUUGAGCCAGAGAGGGAGAAGGUCAAGAAGAAAGAUAAUCCAAUUCCAAUCCUUCCGCCUGUGGUAGCUAAACGGCAAGAGCCACCACCCGAGCUUGCUAGUACUUCUUAUCAGCCAAGCACUUCUAACCCACCAUUGGUGCAGUCUCCAGUGCGCACACCUUCCCCAAUGCGUGCACUUCCAGUGAAGCCCUUGAAGCAGCCCAAGCCAAAGGCAAGGGAUCCAAACAAAAGGGAAAUGAGUAAUGAGGAAAAACACAAGUUGGGGCUUGGGUUGCAGAUUUUACCUCCAGAGAAAAUGGAACAGGUGGUGCAGAUCAUAAGGAAAAGAAAUGGGCAUUUGGAGCAGGAUGGAGAUGAGAUUGAGCUUGAUAUGGAGGCUGUCGACACAGAGACUCUCUGGGAACUUGAUCGAUUAGUGACAAAUUGGAAAAAGAUGGUGAGCAAGAUUAAGCGGCAGGCGCUAAUGGAUAAUAAUAAUGUGCCUUCAAACAAAGGCAAUGGGGAGUUGUCUGACAGAGAGAAAGUUGACGCAGCAGUGCCAUCUGAGGGGAAAAAGCAGAAGAAGAUAGAGACUGUUGACGAAGAUGUUGACAUUGGUGAUGAUAUGCCGGUGAACAAUUUCCCCCCUGUGGAGAUUGAGAAAGAUAGAGAUAUGGGUGGUGCUGGUGGUCAUGCCAGCAGUAGUUCCAGUAGUUCCAGCAGUUCUGGUAGUGAUUCAUCAUCAUCCAGUGAUUCAGAUUCUGGAAGCUCUUCUGGAAGUGAUUCUGAAGCAGACAAUGGUCACUUGUAGCAGGGCAUGUGUUUUGGAACUAACGGUCUUCUAGACCAAUGCCCCAAUGCCGGAUGGCGGGACAGGACAUGUUUACUUCAUUGCUGUGCUUGAUUGUGUGGGAUAGGGGUUGUGAACAGUUGUGGACAUUGAUUGUUGGUUUCAGUGUGGAAAUGGCUAAUUGGAUUGGUAUUGGGGCUAAGAGCACCUGCUCCAGGAUUUGCAUUGUGAAGUGUGGGAAUUGCUAAUUGGAUUGGGACUAAGAACACGUGCUCCAGGAUUUGCUUUGUGAAGUGUGGGAAUUGCUAAUUGGAUUGGGACUAACACCUGCUCCAGUGACAAUAAAUCUCUCAUUCAACCCAAGGGUUUGGACAAUAAUCAAAAGCAGUUGUAGGGCCAGAGAGUAGCGAGUAACAUGUGGUGAUGAUUUUUCAAGUAGGGGAGGAUAGGUAGAUAGAUGCUUAGGAAGAGAAGAUAGAAUUAGUGCUUUUAUGUUUGUUUACCUUGUACACAUUACAGUAAGUAGAUGAAUUUUACCCUCCUCGGACUUAGGAGAUGGAUCUCCAAUUCAUUUGUUGGGAUUGUUAAUUUGAUGGAAUCACCCUUAUCCAUUAAUUUGAUGCAUUCAACCAGAGAAAAUGAAAUGGAAAAUAAAAGCAUCCUCUUUGAAGGAUCAUUUACGAAA